AUGGCUCAAUUUGCUGAAUUAACUUCAGUCACCCAACAGUUUGAUGGUAAGGUUGUGUUAAUGGGGGAUUUUAAUGCCAUUUCUAAUCAAUUGGAGAAAGAAGGUGGGGGUGCUAAAUCUCCUUCUUCUAUUGAAACCUUUAAUAGUUUUAUUGAUGAUAAUUCCCUGAUUGAUAUUGGUAUGGUCGGAAGACCAUUCACUUGGUCAAAUAGACGGAGGGGUGAUGAGUUGAUACAGGAAAGACUGGACCGAUUCCUGGUAGGAGUUGAUUGGCAGCAACUCUAUCCCAAUGCAACGGUUCUUAGACUGUCAGAAUCAGGCUCGGAUCAUGCCCCUCUUCUCCUAGACUCUAAUACGAGAACUGAGAGAUCUAAACGCCGAUUCAAAUUCCAAGAAAGAUGGUGUUCCAAUAAUGAAAUAAGGCAGAUUGUUAGAGAGGUUUGGCAUGAACAGAUUGAUGGUUUAGCCAUGUAUAUCCUAGCUCAAAAAAUAAAGCGUUGUCGGCAUAAGAUUGUCAAAUGGCAGCAAGAACACAGAUCUAAUUCGAAGGUGGAGAUUGAUUUACUACAGUCGGAAUUAGAGGAACUUCGUUUAGCAGGAAUUCAUGGAGGCGACAUCAUUUCAGAAAUAGAGGACAAACUUGAAAAAGCAUUGCAAAAUGAGGAAUCUUAUUGGAAAGAUAAGUCUAGAGUCAAAUGGCUCAAAUCUGGUGAUCAGAAUACAACUUUCUUCCAUCAGAAAUUUAGAAAUCGAACCCGAAGGAAUAGAAUUUGGCAACUAACUGGCAAUGAUGGUGAAGUGGCUACUUCAAAUGCUGGUAUUGCUUCUGUGGCUGAAUCUUAUUUCAAGGACAUCUUUUUCUCCACUUGUCAUGAGAACCCUGAACCUCUGUUUACUGAUUUUGAACCUAAGGUUACAGCUCACAUGAACCGUAGGCUUCAAAGACCAGUGACUAUGGAGGAAGUGAAACGCGCAACAUUUAGCAUUCAUCCUCAAAGUGCUCCAGGAGAUGAUGUUAAGAGCUUCUUUUCUGGGGGCAGAAUCUUGAAGGGUUUUAACCACACUCAGAUCUGUCUUAUUCCCAAGAUUUCUGAUGCUAAAGAUAUGACUCAGAACAAAAAAAGGGGUCUCGAAAAUGAAAUGGCGCUAAAAUUAGAUAUGAGUAAGGCAUAUGAUAGGGUGGAAUGGCACUUUCUUUGGUUUAUAUUGGAGAAGUUUGAUUUUGACUCUCGAUGGAUCAUGUGGAUUCAAGAAUUAGUGACAACUGUUUCUUAUUCUGUUAUUAUGGAAGGACAACCUUAUGGUUUCUUCAAACCAAAUAGAGAAGGUCUCUCCUUCUUGCUACACAAGGCAGAACAAAACAGACUAAUUCAGGGUCUUCAGAUACAUAGGCGAUGUCCCAAGGUCAACCACCUCGUAUUUGCUGAUGAUUCUAUUUUAUUCUGUAAGGCUAAUCCUGAAGCAUGUUCAAAUAUCCUGUAUUUAUUGAAUUCUUAUGAAAGCAUCAGUGGCCAGAGGGAUAAAUACCUUGGUUUACCUUCUACAGUCUCUAAAUCGAAAAAGGCUUCUUUUAGUAUGAUCAAAGAAAAGGUUCGGAAAAGAAUCCAAGGGUGGAAGCGCAAUCUUCUUUCGUCAGGUGGUAGACACGUAUUGCUUAAGGCAGUGGAAGAAGCUAUUCCUAUUUAUACAUUGUCUUGCUUCAAGUUGCCUGAUGGUUUAAUUUCGGAAAUUCACUCUCUACUUUCUCAGUUAUGGUGGGGACAAAAAGAAAUUGGAGUCUUACCUUCUUGGAGAUGGAGGAGCUUACUGGAAGGCCGAAAGAUUGUUGAAAAAGGUCUUAAUUGGGCUGUGGGUACUGGUGAGAAUAUCCGAAACUUUGAGGAUCCUUGGCUGCCUCCUCCGUAUCCUUUAAUGAUUUCUGACAUGCCAAAUAGACAGGCUAUUUCUGAGUUGUUUCCAAGAGUUAAAGAUCUAAUUACUGAAGAUAGAAAUUGA
This is a messenger RNA of Arachis stenosperma, 1995 nucleotides long. RefSeq lists its product as uncharacterized. Bases 1 to 1995 code for a protein of 664 amino acids. The transcript has 6 exons. The record is from RefSeq and is a predicted model, not a curated record. Lineage: Eukaryota; Viridiplantae; Streptophyta; Magnoliopsida; Fabales; Fabaceae.